AUGGCAAGUUCCAAGGAUCCAGCCAAGGAUCCCAACAUAUCGGAGGCGCCGGCGCGAGAUGUUGAAUCCGAGCGCAGUAAUCAAGAUCCGGGAGAAUUCCUGUAUAAGUCUGAUAGAGCAGAGCUCACAGAGCUCACGCCGGUUGAAGCUUUCAAAUGGAAUGUGGAGGGUGACCAGUCACCUUUCCCUGAGGUUGCGGCUUGUGUGUCUAACAAAGAUGAUCCCACUAUCGCCUGCAAUACCGUUCGGGCCUGGAUUUUGAUGACGAUUUUCGUCAUCUUGUUCUCAGGAGUUAACCAAUUCUUCGGGCUACGCUAUCCUUCCCUCGUGAUUGGUUACGUUGUUGCCCAAAUCCUCGUGUUCCCUAUUGGUCGAGCUUGGGAAAAGCUCCCGAGAUGGACGGUUCCUCUUGGAAAACUUUCAUUCGAUAUUAAUCCAGGGAAAUUCACCAUCAAGGAGCACGCCUUCAUUGUGAUUUGCGUCAAUAUUAGCGCAACCACUGCUUAUGCACAAGGUGCCUUGGUGGCAAUCAUCAGUCCUGUAUAUUGGAAUCGCGACCUCGGAGCCGGCUUCUCUUUCUUGUAUCUUUUGACAACACAGAUGAUUGGAUUCGGUCUGACAGGCCUUGCCCGCCGGUGGAUUGUGUACCCUGCUGCCUUGGUCUGGCCUACUUCGCUAUCUUCCACCGUUCUUUUCCAGGCACUACAUGAACCCGAAAGCCGCAAGCCAGCCAAUGGCUGGACUAUCACCCGGUAUCGCUUUUUUGCCUACGUUACUGGUUUUGCUUUUGUUCUAUACUGGUUCCCAGACUAUAUCUGGACAAGUUUGAGCACUUUCGCUUUUGUGACGUGGAUUGCGCCUCAAAAUCAGAAGGUCAACACGAUCUUUGGAAUGAAUUCUGGAUUAGGCUUGAUACCUAUCAGUAUCGACUGGACACAGAUCAACUACGCCGGGUACCCUCUAAUGACCCCUUUCUACAUCACAUGCAACGCCUUUGCUGUGGUCGUAUUCUUCUACCUGUUCCUAUCACCGAUUCUUUACUACUCCAAUGUGUGGUAUAGCGCUUAUCUUCCCCUCCUUUCUUCAGGCACUUUCGACAACACGGGAAGCUCCUACAACGUAUCUCGUGUGCUCGAUGCAGCUUUAGAUUUCAGCGAGAGCAAAUACAAGGAGUACUCUCCCAUGUACAUCUCGAUGUCCUAUUCUCUGACCUACGGACUAUCAUUCGCUGCAGUCACCGCCAUCGUGAUGCAUACCUAUCUUUACAAUGGUAAGGAAAUUUGGGCCAGGCUGAAGAAUGCGCAACAUGGAGGCGAGGAUAUUCACCGUCGUCUCAUGCGCGAGUACAAAGAAGUUCCGGAAUGGUGGUAUGGAAUCCUCACUAUCGUGGUGUUAGGACUUGGUAUCCUGACGACCAGAUACUGGGACACAGAGCUGCCGGUCUGGGGCUUUAUCGUGGUUUGCUUCGGGUUGGCAGUGCUUUUGAUUGUCCCUGAGGGCAUUCUGCAAGGAACAACAAACCAGCGCGUGUUUCUCAAUAUUAUUACGGAGAUGAUCGCCGGAUACGCUUGGCCGGGAAAGCCUAUUGCUAAUCUAAUGGUGAAGUGUUACGGCUAUAAUGCAGUCAAGCACGGUAUGGAUUUCGCGCAGGAUUUGAAGCUCGGGCAAUACAUGAAAAUCCCGCCACGCGUUUUGUUCUUUGGUCAGAUCUAUGCUAGUAUCUUAGCAACAGCUACUCAGACUGGAGUCUUGCGAUGGAUGAUGGGACAUAUCAAUGAUCUCUGUGAAUCAACCAACAAACAGCGAUUCACAUGCAACGGUGCCAAGGUGAUGUACAACGCUUCCUUGAUUUGGGGCACUAUUGGUCCGCAGCGGAUGUUCCAGUCUGGACAGGUUUACAAUGGCCUUGUCUACUUCUUCCUCAUCGGGCCUGUUGUUACUGUAAUUGUCUACCUUCUUUACCGCCGCUAUCCCAACAGCUGGAUCCGCUAUAUCAACGUGCCGAUCUUCUUCAAUGCGGCGGGUAACAUCCCUCCUGCUAACACCACCCAAUACUCCCUCUGGUUUAUCGUUGGCUUCGUUUUCAACUAUUUAAUCCGCAAGCGUGCAUUUGAUUGGUGGAAACGCUACAACUACUUGCUUCAGGCAGCUAUGGAUACCGGCACUGCCAUCGCUACAAUCAUCAUUUUCUUCGCGUUGGGAUACCAUGCUGUCACUUUUAACUGGUGGGGAAACACAGUGGGGUCCAAUACGGCAGAUGCCAAUUCCGUCCCUUGGUUGACUGUUCCCAAGGGAAGCUUUUUCGGCAAAGGACCUGGGGAGUUUUGA
Messenger RNA from Penicillium soppii, 2328 nucleotides. RefSeq lists its product as uncharacterized. The record is from RefSeq and is a predicted model, not a curated record. Gene Ontology annotation, biological process: transmembrane transport. Bases 1 to 2328 code for a protein of 775 amino acids. The transcript is spliced from 13 exons. Gene Ontology annotation, molecular function: oligopeptide transmembrane transporter activity. NCBI's taxonomy places the organism in Eukaryota, Fungi, Ascomycota, Eurotiomycetes, Eurotiales, Aspergillaceae.